GUCACUCCAGAUGUGCUCAAAAACAGAGACUCUGUGUGGAAGCCCAGUCCCCAAUCCCAGGGAGAGUCGGAUUAAGAGAGGUGCCGACUCCGUCCCACCCAGGAGGCAGUGGCUGGCCUCCACCCUGCGGAGGCGCGCAGAGGGCAUUUCUUCCCUCCUGGAAAGGGAAGGGAGGCAAGAAUUCUACCUACGUCUCCCUGGGAGGAACUCUAGGUCCACCUGUAGCCACUGGGAUCCCACCUGGGCUGAGGGUCCAUUCUUCACCUUUUGGGAGGAAAAGAUGGAUUGGAAGGCACUGGUGCUCCUGCUGCUAUAUUCCCAUGCUCAGGCUACGGUGUCGCACAGGUGGAGCAGGGCAAAGCUCUUCCCUGCUGCUCAUCGGCCAAAGAGGUCGUCAUCCAUGCCAUUGAACCCAGUCCUGCAGACCUCCCUGGAGGAAGUGGAGCUGCUCUACCAGUUCCUGCUGGCCGAACUUGAGAUCAGCCCUGACCUGGACAUCUCCAUCAAGGAUGAGGAGCUGGCCUCCUUGAGGAAAGCCUUGAACUUCCACACCAUCUGUAAUGAUGUGAUCCCCAAACGCAUCCCAGACAUCCGCCGGCUGAGUGCCAGCCUGUCCAGCUACCCUGGCAUCCUCAAAAAAGAAGACUUUGAAAGGACACUGCUGACCCUCGCCUACACAGCCUACCGCACGGCCCUGUCCCAAGGGUAUCAGAAGGACAUCUGGGCCCAGUCCCUCCUUAGCCUCUUCCAGGCCCUGAGGCAUGACUUGAUGCGAUCCUCAGGCCCUGGAGUGUCUCCCUGAGAGGCUGGCCCACAUCAGGACCUCGAAACAGGGACCAGCACACACAGCAAUCCAGAAAGUUCACUCUCUACUCCAUGUACCAUCAACAGAGAGUGGCAGAGAUAGACUAAGAGUAACUCCAUGCUCUUCUGCUCUUGGUGCUUCCUGAUACACACCCCCGAUUGGUGUCAUAAUGUGACCUGGGCAGAAAGAAAGGACUAAAGGGGUAUUCAAGAUACCUCCAGAUGCAGGAUGAUUUGCCAGGUGAUGCACAGAAGUCCAAGAUGUGCUUUGACCAGAGAAGUUGCCACACACACACACACACACACACACACACACCCUUGAGUGAGGAUACAGUAGAGAAGACAUCAUAGUUUUAGGCAUGGCUUGAAGACGGGAAACAGAUUCCUUUGGUGCUAAGGGACCAGGGUGCCAGACGAAGGGGGUAGGGGAAGGGGACCUGUUUCCUAAGGUUCUACAGUAAAUGUCAAAGAGGUAGAUCCAUACCCUAAUAAAUAUGUGGUCAGUCCAGGAUGUAUGGGACUUUUCCAAAAGCCAUCAAGAAGAAUCAGCUAGAAAAUCAGUCACUGUAAGACCUCUAUGUGUCUUUGCUGAAGGUCAGUCUACUACAGAGGAGACACAGGAAGGGGGCUCUGAGAAAUGGGGCCAUCCCAUUCAUAUCCUGUCUUUUGAACAAAGAGACUAAGCUAAUGCAAAGAGGUCCUCCGAACGCCAGAGAUGGCACCAACACCCAGGCCUAUCUGUAAUUGCUAAGCCUCAUCAAAUAAUUAAGUGCUGCAAAUAAAAGUGAUUUUCAGUUGGCAGAAUUUUACCCGUUCAAAUGCCAAAAUUUUCAUUUUAAAAAUAUUGACUUGGUAUCUAUUUGAACCCUAUGUAUAUGGUUUAAGCUUCUAUUUGGUAUCUUAAGAUAAUCAUUUGGAACAUUCUAAGGAAGGAGGCGGAUAAGAUAAUCUCUAAGUUUCCUUCUAUCUAUUAAAUUCCUACAAUCACUUGCAACCGUGAAAUGCUACAGGGACGGGGUCUGGAUCUGAGAGGUCUGCUGGGCUGUUGAGACCACCCCUGCAAGAUCUGGGCUUUGCCCACUGUGUCCAGUUCUGAGGUUUUCGCUGCCCAUCAGGCUGUUGGAGCCCACCUUCACAGUUUGUUCUUCUUUAGCUUCCAUUGCCUGCAAACUGAGGUAGCCCGGCUUCUGAACUCCGUUAAUGAGAGUUAACAGGUGAAGGCCUCUGCUACUAGAAAGGUACCCGUGUUCUGAUACAGAUUCCUCACCAGCACAGAGAUCUUUCCGGCUUCUCCUCCUAGGGUUACUGCUGGGUUCCGGAGGCUAACGCUGUAAGAACUCUGAUCUCUGGAUGAGUUGAAUUCACUGGGCUAAACUUGAUUCUUUAAAGAGUAUUUACUAAUCACCAUUUGAUGAUCGUGAGGUCCAGGCUUCCUCAAAAUCUUUGAACAAAAGAGCUGCCUGUCAGCACUAACUGCAUGGUCUUUGGAGAACUAUCGAGAUGCCAGAGAAGGCAUUUAUUGUCCAAGAAAAAUACAGCUUUGCAUUCUGAUACUCUCAGGCUCAGAAGUUUAAUAAUUCUUAGCCUCUCUGUCUUUCUCACUCCCUGAUUAUACCACUCUUUCCUUUCCUCAAAGGCAGAUUCUGAUGUGUGCUUUUUUUUUCGCUUGAUAUUUCUCUUUCUAACAUUACAUGUUCUCUUUGAUACAGUUUCUCUCUCUCUCUCUCUCUCUCUCUCUCUCUCUCUCUCUCUCUCUACCUCUAUCUCUCUUUCUUUUCUAUUCUUUCCAUUCUAGUUUUUGUCUCUGUUCCUCUAUAUUUUGGCCCAAUUCUGAUUUUGUUUUUUUUUGGCCUGUACUAGAGGUUGAACCUCAGCCCUCACACAUGCAAGGCAGUUGAAUGAGCUACAGAGCCAGCCCUUUUUAAUUUUUAUUUUGAAAUAGAGUCUCUCUAAAUUUCCCAGGCUAGCCCCAAAACUAGCCUCCUGCCUCAACUUCCCAAGUUGCUGGGAUUAUAGGUGUGAGCCACCAUGCCCAGCUCUGAAUAUUUUUCUUUGUGUUUUUUAUACAUCUCCAUCCCUUCUGGUUGGCUUCUGCUCCAUCUCUCUUUAUCUGCCUUCCCAUAUUAUCACACUCAGUGUCAUUCAGUUUCCUUUGAACAGAGCAAAGGUCAAUGUACAAACAGGGUUAGAAUUGCCCAGGGAUGGACCUCAAGCCUACCUUCACUCCCUGUACCUUCCUGGAUGUGGGGUGGGAAGGAGACUGGCCCUUAUUCUCAGUGCUUGGAUACUGUGCAAGAUGGUCAGUCUUGUAUCCCACUCCGAGAGUCCACUCCCAUCAAAACGGGUCUAAGAACUUUCUUGUACUCAGAAUCACCAGGUGGAAAGAUCCAUCUGUAUAGUUCCUGACUACCAUGUUAAACAAAGUGGCUGCUCCCAGGAGUAAGAGAUCUGUAAACAGGAGGACCCUUCCCCACUGGGAGCAAUGACAGCUUAUUCACUCAGCAACAAAGAAUCAAAAGGCACUUUAUAUUCAUAAAUUAUGACAAUCAAUGACUAAAAAAAACAGGGGGAAAGGGACAGGACAUUUUUAAGAAUAAAGACUUCAUUUUCAACAACUAGAUUCUUAAACACUAUUUUAAUCUAAGAUAAAUUCUUACCCACAAAAUGUCUUUAAAUAAUGGCUUCAUGACAUACAAAAUCAUAUAUGCUCACCAUCUCCACCCAAAAAACCCUAUUUCUUGUCCAGGGAACAACAGAGAAAUAAGGUGGAAACAGACUCUCCCAUUUGGCCUCAUGAGCAUAACACUCUAUAGACAAUCACAAUCACAGCUGGCCUGCCUUUUGUCACAUUUACUCACAGAAUAAUUUGGGGGUGGAUGUUUGCAGUGGAAAUUUGCCUGUGGCUUAUGGGGCAUUUCUGCCAUUUCUAUACUGCUGGGAAGUUUUAGUGUCUAAAAACUCCGGAAGCUUCCUGUAUGGAUGGCAUCCUGGUGGCUCUCUCUGGUCAUUCAAGAGACAAUGACAAACAUCAACAUGCUGAAUCUUUCAUUGCUCUGUCAUUCUAACCUUGAAUCUGAUGAUAAAAUAAGUUACAUAAAAGGUAUGUCAAAAGGCAUUUGUGUAGGUAAAACUAGUCUAAAAAAUCGUAAUCUUAACUGUGUUUAAGCCUCCGGUACACUAGUGUUACAUCUAUGUAACAUUGUUUUGUGGAGGUGCUUUUUGUUGUUGUUGUUACUUUGUUUUUGUGGUGCUAGAAAUCAACCCCAGGGCCUCCUGCAUGCUACACAAAUGUUCUACCACUCAGCUGUAUCCACAGUCCUGCAUAUUGUGCAACAGACCUCUAGAACCAUCAUUUUACUUUCUUUUUUUAAGAGUCUGGCUACUUUUGAUACCUCAUUCAAGUGGAAUCUAUCUUAUAUGUCUUGAGCAUUGGAUUCUGGAAAGUGUUUUCUUUGUCUAGAAAAUGGAUAGAGUCCUGAAGGAGAACUACUGGUCUUACUGUGUUACUCGCCUUACCUAAUUUUAUUUAACAAUAUUCAUCUAUGGUAUAAUAAAAAUGCCACAGUCAAGUUACUAAA
Molecule: messenger RNA, 4382 nt
Organism: Marmota monax (woodchuck)
Lineage: Eukaryota; Metazoa; Chordata; Mammalia; Rodentia; Sciuridae
Gene: Fam180a
Product: family with sequence similarity 180 member A
Exons: 3
Coding region: 11-802 (263 amino acids)
Source: RefSeq, a predicted model, not a curated record